Molecule: messenger RNA, 633 nt
Organism: Corylus avellana
Lineage: Eukaryota; Viridiplantae; Streptophyta; Magnoliopsida; Fagales; Betulaceae
Product: LOB domain-containing protein 1-like
Source: RefSeq, a predicted model, not a curated record
UCAUGGGCUUCCAUGUGCUGGCAAUGGCAGCAGGCAGCAGGGCCCAUCAACCGUGUGCCGCUUGUAGGAUGCUCCGCCGGAAAUGUGACAACAAUUGCUUGCUUGCGCCUUACUUUCCCGGUGAUGAUGUGGAGAAGUUUGCCGGUGUGCAUAGAGUGUUUGGUGCCAGCAAUGUUGCUAAAAUGAUACAGACGGUGGAGGAGGCAAAGAGGGAGGAUGCUGUGAAGGCAAUAGUCUAUGAAGCAACAGCAAGGCUCAGAGACCCUGUUUAUGGGAGUGUUGGAGCCAUUUUCCAUUUGCAAAAGAUGGUUGAGGAACUCAAAGUGCAAUUGGAUUCUAUCAGGGCUCAAGUUUCGGAUUCGCAGAAACAAAAAGAUCAGCUGUUGGACAUUCUUAUGAAUAUUCAUCACCUUGAUCUUGUCUCUCCCAUCAAUGAUCCUCUCCUUGAUCGUGACAGUUUCACCUUGGAUGCUGAAACCAUGGCAUAUGAUCCUCUUCAAUUUCCUGUAGAAUGUGAUUGGAUUUUAUAGUGGGUUAGCUGACAGAUGAAGUACAAAUAUCAAAUUGAUGUAUUAUUAGAUCAUCUUUAGGAUAAACGAUUUAUUUUCCAUGAUUAAUAUAUUAUCUGCUGUA